GCAGCAGAAGAACAGUAAAGGUACAGUAGAAGAAUAGUGACGGUACAGUGAAGGUACAGUAGAAAAACACUAGAAGAUCAGUAAAGGUAGAGUAGAAGAAGAGCAGAAGAACAGUGAAGGUACAGUGAAGGUACAGUAGAAGAACAGCAGAAGAACAGUGAAGGUACAGUAGAAGAAUAGUGAAGGUACAGUGAAGGUACAGUAGAAGAACACUAGAAGAUCAGUAAAGGUAGAGUAGAAGAACAGUGAAGGUACAGUGAAGGUACAGUAGAAGAACAGCAGAAGAACAGUGAAGGUACAGUAGAAGAGCAGUAAAGGCACAGUGAAGGUAGAGCAGAAGAACAGCAGAACAGUAAAGACAGAGUAGAAGAAGAGCAGAGGUUCACGUUUUAUUCUCCACUGACACACUGUGACUGUGACACUGCAGACAGACAGGGAUCAUCCGGGACAGAUCGCUAAUACAGCGCAGUGCCGUGUGUGAUAUGAUGAGACAGUCUUCUUCUGGGAUCUUCGUGAUUAAGGGCUUUACGACACAGCAGACAGACACUGACACGCGCGCGCGCACACAUACACACACACACACACACACACACACACACACGCGGAAAGACACGCGCGCGCGCGCGCGCACGCGCACACACCUGGAGCUGGCGCUGCGUGUGCCGCUCGGGCUGCGAUCGCUCUUCUCCGUGUUCAGGAAGGAAGAGGAAGAAAGGGCGGCAGCAGCAGCAGCAGCAGGCAGCAGCACCGUGAGCUCGAGCAGCACGAAAGAGCCGCGCGACGCCUGCCUGCGCUCGGACAUCAUCAUCAUCAUCAUUAUCAUCAUCAUCAUCAUGUCCACGGCCACCGCCUCCAUGGCUGACGACGUCUCGAGGACGGCGCUGGGAGCCGAGCACGGGAACCACGGCGCGAACCGAACAGGGCAGUGCCAGCCGAUGCCGCUUCCUGCCGUGGGCACGCUGAGUGUCAUCCAUGGUAACGGCACUAAUGUGGGCACCGUGAUAUCCUUGCAGUGUCCCACCAAGUACAGGCUGGUGGGGGACAAUGUGGUGUCCUGCGUGUGGAACAGCAACAGCACCCUGUGGACCGGAGGAAUGCCCUCGUGCAAACCCCUUUCAAGGUUUGAGGACUUUGGGUUCCGAGUGGCUGUGAUCGCCUCCAUCGUGAGCUGUGCCAUCAUUCUCCUCAUGUCCAUGGCCUUCCUCACCUGCUGUCUGCUGAAGUGCAUCAGGAAACAGGAGAGACGGAGGCUCGAAAGGGAGACACAGCUGUGGCAUCAGCUGGACCAUGAAGAUCUGGAGGAGAUGCAGUCGUCAUACUACGGCCACAAAGGGCGCAACAACAACAACAACACAAGAAAGCCAAAAACAGUGGCGGAGAGGUGCCGUGAUCCUGCUGAGUACAGCAAGAGAGGUUCCUACAGAUACCAUUGCGAAUAUCCACACGCCAUCGAUGACUUUGUCUUUGGCCCUGCCCCCCUGCCCUACGGAGACCCCAACCAUCUCUGCAGGCUCCACCCCCCGUAUCAAGCUCUGCCCCAGAGCUUCAUCCCAGCAGGACGUGACAUUUCAGUGGUCAGUGGAAUGUACGUUGGCGACCCCUACAGGAAGGUUGGGAACACCAUCUACACCCAGGUGCGGCCCACGCCUGUUGUGCCCGUGUGAGGGGGCCAGCACAUGGGCCACGAACAAUCUGAGACUUGACAAACUACUCGGCGUGUCCGGACUAGCAUCACUCCUGCCUUAAACUAAACUUUUACAAGACGAAUGCUGUAGUUUGCCAGGAUUUAAUUUGAACAUUUGGUACUCCUAACAGACAGAUGGGCUGUAGCCUUUAGGAAGCCCUUGUCAGUUUUUAUUUGUUUUUAACACUCUUCUUCGGGGAAGUUAGUCCACCAGCGAGCAACGGAUAUUUUACUGUCAAAUACUAAAAUGUAGGAGAACCAAGCAGUGGAAUGUACUGUUUAAUGUCCCUUAGCUUAUCAUACAUGCACUUGUUAAAAAAAUGUAAAAGAAUGCGGACAAAAAUGCUUUGUCGGUGUAAAUAAUAAGUGAUGAUGGUUGCUCUUUUUGCAAAAGGAAUCUGUCUUCCCUGCGAGAAGCCAGGCCCUCUUUGGAGUGUCACAGUCAUGAAUGCAGUCCUGUGUAAUCUGUGAACUCUUGUCACUGGCAUUCCUCACUGCGGGAUGGACACAUGGAGAAAGACAGUUAGCCAACAAUUAUUUAAAAUUUUCCUAUGGAAAAGGAGAAAGCCGUGAUGUACUACUGACAAUAGUACAGUGAACGUUCCAGCAAGUUUGUAGG
Molecule: messenger RNA, 2303 nt
Organism: Scleropages formosus (Asian bonytongue)
Lineage: Eukaryota; Metazoa; Chordata; Actinopteri; Osteoglossiformes; Osteoglossidae
Gene: susd3
Product: sushi domain containing 3
Exons: 6
Coding region: 483-1664 (393 amino acids)
Cellular component (GO): plasma membrane
Source: RefSeq, a predicted model, not a curated record